Acanthisitta chloris (rifleman) is the source of this 633-nucleotide messenger RNA. RefSeq names its product DnaJ (Hsp40) homolog, subfamily B, member 8 (gene DNAJB8). Lineage: Eukaryota; Metazoa; Chordata; Aves; Passeriformes; Acanthisittidae. The record is from RefSeq and is a predicted model, not a curated record. Gene Ontology annotation, molecular function: Hsp70 protein binding.
AUGGAAUAUUACAAGGUCCUUAGAUUGAAAAAAAAUGCCUCACAGAAUGAUAUUAACAAAUCCUACCACAAAAUUGCACAAAAAUGGCAUCCUGAUAAGAAUCCCAGCAACAAGAAGGAAGCUGAGAAGAAAUUCAAGGAAAUUGUUGAAGCAUACAAUGUUUUGUCUGACCCUCAGAAGCAGUCACUGUACGACGGGUCUGUUCAGGAGAGCAGCGUUCACAGAGAAAGAGAUGCAAUGGGUUAUAAUGGCUUCUUUGAUUCCUGUCAUGUAUUCCACAAUCAAGAACAGGUCUUUGGAAGGGUGGAUCCAUUUGCAUAUGAUUCCUGGAACAGGAGAAUCAAUGAUGAAAACUGGCCAAGUGGAAGAGGAGGAAGCUCCAGCCUAUUUUCCACCUUCAGGGAGUCAUUUAUGCCAUGGAAUUCAUUCUGUCCCAGUGAGCAGUUCACCUUCUUUGCUGGCAACACAGCUGGGCCAUAUCAUGUCAGAACAGUGUUGACCACCACUGAAGUGAUCAACGGCAAGAUGAUCACCACCCAGAAAAUCAUUGAGAAUGGGCAGGAGCAAAAAGAAGUGGAAGAAGAUGGCCAGCUGAAGUCUGUGAUAAUCAAUGAGCAAGACUACCUGAAUUGA